AUGUAUGCAGGACGCGAGACCUGUGCGGUGGCGCAGGUCAUUCAGAGGCGCCCGUGGUGCUUAGACGUGCUCCAGGACGAGAUGCUUCUGGGGGAAGAGAACGGGUGGACAAAGCAAGUAGGAGGAGCGGCAACGAGUGGGUUCCUCCACCCAAAGCUCUUCUUGAAGGUAGAAAUAAGUGUAGCGUGUGUUGGGGCAGAAAGAAGCGCUGGGGCGUCAGUCACGCAGUGCCUCCUUCUGCUCCUCACCAGCAUUUCAUUAGUUGAGAAAGAAAGGGGGGAAGAGAAAGAGUGGGAAGCACUGCGGUGA
This is a messenger RNA of Trypanosoma grayi, 309 nucleotides long. RefSeq lists its product as hypothetical. Bases 1 to 309 code for a protein of 102 amino acids. NCBI's taxonomy places the organism in Eukaryota, Euglenozoa, Kinetoplastea, Trypanosomatida, Trypanosomatidae. The record is from RefSeq and is a predicted model, not a curated record. The transcript has a single exon.